Molecule: messenger RNA, 1249 nt
Organism: Racocetra persica
Lineage: Eukaryota; Fungi; Glomeromycota; Glomeromycetes; Diversisporales; Gigasporaceae
Source: the annotation of a GenBank genome assembly
GGGCAUUUGUAGUGGAACAAUUACUUUAAAAGAUCUAGAUAACAAUCUCAAUAGAAUUAUUACUGGAACUAUUCUUGAAGAAGCAUUACAGUUAAUUCGAUAUGAUAAUAUUAAAGGUUCAAUUAUUGAAUAUGAACAAAUCUUACCAGAUAAAAAAGUUUUAUAUAAAAUUCCUCCUCGUUCUAAUUAUAUAGUUGAACCAAAGGUUAUUAGUAACAAAUUUGCUGGAUUGAUCAUUUCUUGGAUUGAUAGAAGGGACCAUAUGGAAUCCCAAUACACUGGGUUUAAUAGUCCAUUCAGAUUUAGGCAUAUUUUUCGCAUGCAUGAUAAAUCAAAAUUCUCUACUCAACUUUAUAGAUUUCAUCAUUAUUCGAACAAGUUACCAACAAUAAAAUGUUACGAGGGUCCUUCAUUAAUGAUAAUGAACUUAAAAAUUCUGGAAAAUUCAUUGGUGCUUACAAUCCCAUUCAAUGGAAACAAGGUUCAAAGUAGCAUUUGUGGCUCUACAUCAGAAAAUUUUAUUUUUACCUAUGACGAUAAAUAUGGUUCAAAUUAUCGGUUAUGUAGAGUUAAAAAUUUUGAUCAUGCUGUCUGCCUAGUAAGUGACUUUGGCGGCCUUUUAAAUUUCGGUGAAGAUUUAAUGUUUAAAUUUGAUAAAGAAAAUCUUAGAUGUCAUAUUAAGUGUAAAUUUUAUGAGCCAACUACAUUGGCUGAAGGUAUAUAUGAGGUCGAAGAAUGGAAUGUUUAUAAAGUCAGAAGAAAAGAUGAUCAACCAAUGAGGGUAAUGACCAAAAAUCCUGAAAAAGAUUUAUACCUUAAAUCUAAUAUGCCAUUUCAAUUUACACCUAUAUUUCGUAUGAAUAAUCAUACGGCUUUCUAUCCUAAACAAUUUUAUAAUCAAUCAACGAAUAGGUUAUUGCCAACCAUGAAAUGCCAUCAUGAACCUUCAUUGAUGUUAAUGAAAUUAAAAAAUGGAAAAAUUGUUGGUGCUUAUAAUCCCCUCGAUUGGACAUAUGGUGUGAAUGAUGGAGUAAAUUAUCGAUUAAGCCGUGUUGUAAAUUUUGAUGAAGCAAUCGCCUCUAAGAAAAUAAGUACUAAUAGAAAAGAACUCAAUGAUUUAAUAUUAAGAUUUGAGCAGAAUGGUCAUUAUGAACAACCGGCUAUAUUACCUUCUGGAAAUUAUGAAAUUGGUCAAUGGGAAAUUUUUAGGGUUUCUAAAAAAGAUCCGGAAGCUUUAGAUAUGGAAUAG